Anthonomus grandis grandis is the source of this 3740-nucleotide messenger RNA. RefSeq lists its product as uncharacterized. Gene Ontology annotation, cellular component: membrane. NCBI's taxonomy places the organism in Eukaryota, Metazoa, Arthropoda, Insecta, Coleoptera, Curculionidae. Gene Ontology annotation, biological process: G protein-coupled glutamate receptor signaling pathway; regulation of synaptic transmission, glutamatergic. The coding region runs from base 20 to 1702 and encodes 560 amino acids. The transcript has 3 exons. Gene Ontology annotation, molecular function: group II metabotropic glutamate receptor activity. The record is from RefSeq and is a predicted model, not a curated record.
AAAAAAAUAGUCACCCAAAAUGUCGAUCCUUGCCCCAGUAGUGCGGCUCCUCUUCGGCGAGGUAAUUCUUUGGGCCAAGCGACAGGCGGCAGGCAGUAUGGCUCGAGCCGUCAUCCAACUCGCCGCGAUCGCAACAUGUGUCGUCUUAUCUCUUUCUGCCGAAGAUCGCCAAGCACGAUCUGGCGAUCUAGACCGCGGGCCCCCCAGUAUAAAAGAUUUAUCCUUCGAAAGAAACGUACAAUCGCCUACGAUUUUUCCUGUUAACGUUGACAAUCAAUAUAGUUUAGUGAAUUGUGGUGAAAGAGCAUUGGCUUGGAUAAAUAAUUUAAGAUAUAUACUUCCAUUUCACAAGAAUGAAGAAACCCGUCAACAAGAACUAAGUGAGGAAAGCAAUGCCUUAAGGAGAUAUUUAGAACUGAGCACAGAGUUCUUUUUGGUACCUUCAACAACCAGCACUACUCCGAAAUCUAUCGGUCCUUCUAUAGUCAACACUAAAACUAUCAAAAGCGUUUAUAAAGAAUCAGAAAAACUCGCUGGAGUAUUUCGUAAUGAGGUGUGGGUAUUGCCCGUAUUAGCGCUUUCCGCCAUAACAAUGUUUUUAAUCGGAGGGUUUGAAAUUUUUGUGUUAUGCAAAGCACGAAGAACUACUCCAAACAGAAGACAUUUAUUUCUAGGACAAAUGUUACUUUUAGGUUUAUUUUCUAGUGCUGCAUUGGCUUUAGUGUUUACAAUAUCGCCGUCACAAUUUAGCUGUGCUUUAAUGCGCUUUGGUACAGGAGUAUCAUAUACAAUAAUUUUUGCUUCCUUACUAGUUAAGUGUGUCUUUCUAAUAAGCCUUAAUGGGGGUGUUUACUUACCAGCACCCUAUCAGGGACUUUUACUUUUAUUUGCGAUACUUAUCCAAGUGGCCAUAGGGGUGCAAUGGCUCGUGACUAGCCCUCCUUCAAUAGAAAGUAUUACUAUAGAACAAAUAGUUCAUCAAAAUAGAAAUCGAUUGCUAGUAACUGCUGCAGAUAUUUCGAGUACCCAAGUAAUUCCUUUAUGUAGCACCCCUUAUUCUGAUAUGUUACUGUCAUUAAUCUAUGUAUUGUUUUUAAUAGUUUUUGUGACAGUACUAGCAGUUAAAUCACGAAGGAUCAGAGACAAUUAUCGGGAAGCAACUUAUAUUGGAUUAAGUGUGGGUUGCAGCAUUCCUACUUGGCUAAUUUGGAUUGUUAGUGGACUAUUUGUGCCCGAAACACAUCGGGACGCAUGUAUAGCGUUCGGGCUAGUUAUUACGUCAGUCAUGGUAUUUUUAAUUAUGUUCAUGCCUAAGGGAAGGCAACUAGCAGCUAUGGGGAAAGAAGGAGUUUACAUUGAAGAUCGGGAGGAGAGGUUCAGCUCUUUAAGUAGAGCUGGUUCGGGAUACUCUCCCUCAUUUUUUCAUUUUAAACCUGUGAAAUAUGAAUCCAAUCAAGGAACUAAACCGCCAACUAUAGCUACAGUACGAGCUGGAGAUUUGACAACAAGGCCAGCGCCUCCCAGUUAUACCAGACUAUUCCAGUACCCGCCCGGAUACUAUUCCACGCGGUACCUACCAGGCGGAUUAUAUCUAAGACCAGAUGAUGGAAAUCUAUAUACGACCCUUGAGCCGACAUUGAGUAGCAACCCAAAUGUCUACUUUCAAAGAGGAAACGGUCUGCAUCCUGGCAUGAUGUACUGAAUUUCCAAUCGGAGUUUACCCAGAAGUCUAUAAUAUAUUGCAAAAGUUCGCCUCUUCUGGCGUAACAAUGAAUGCAGUAGUUAUUUAGUGUGAGCUUUGAUCGAAAUUCAUUAGAACGUUUUACAAGGAAAAAUUAAGUUUUAUUGUUUCUUUUGUAAAAGUUUUUGGUGCUUUUAUAAGUGUUCUCUUAAAGUUUAUAGAAAUGGUAUUAUUUUAUAGUUCUUUUUUCCUUUGAUAAAUAAAAUAUUUAAAUAAGUUAUACCCAUAAUACAUAAAAGAAAUAACAUUCAUAGAGCAAAACGAAUUUCCAUUUAAUGUGAAUCGCGAAAAUUCCCUUUUUCGCGAUUCACAUUAAAUGGAUUAAAAUGGAAUAUUCUAAAGGGUGUAGAUUAUAUUUAUAUUAAGACUAAAUGUUUUUUCUUAAAAUAUAUGUAUGUACAUAGUCUAACCCAUUGAGGUCAUUGACCUCCAGAGCUCAUUUUUAAAAAUAUUAAUAAAAAAACAAAGUACUUACUUUUGGUUUUAUGGAACGAAAUUACAAUUUUUAUUUAUGCUCUUUUGGAAUAGAUUAAGAUUUAAAAAGUCACAUAUUUUGUAUAGAAAAAAAUUUUAAAAAACUAAUAACUUAACAAAAUCUGUACAUAUAAGUUUUAAGCAUUUUUUAUAGAGUCUUGAUCUGAUAGCAUUAGAUUUGAUUAGUAAUUGUAUUUUUACAAUUAUAACGAUAUUUUUAUCGUUAUAAUGCUGUUCUGUAUUAAGUUAAGAAUAUUUGAUACUGUUUAAAAUAUCUAAUUUUUUUCAAUUUGUCGCAAAAUAAUCCUCCUUGAUAAUUUUCCAAAUAAAAAAUUAAACGUUCCAUGUUAUUGAUGUCUCAGCAAAAGGUUUCUUUGGAUAUUGGUGCUGACGAAAUUAGAGCUGUUUUCUCGCUAUCCAAUUUUAAGAUCUGCAAUAAAUCUGUCUACUAAAGUUUAAAUAAAACACAUAGCGCAUAAUCUUAGUUUAGUUUAGUUUAAUUGGAUUUUGUGCAGAAUUUACGUUUCCUAACGCCUGUUAAUCUAAUAUAGUUUAAGACAUGUUAAGCAAAUUCAGCCCUCUUAGCCAGAGUAUGAACGGGCCCACUAACCUCUAAACCUGUAUAAGAAAUGUAAACUUGACAUCAUAGUUAAUGCUUGGAUGACUUUUAAUUGGAUAGAUCGAUUAUUUAGGAUUUGUGAAGGUAAAUAUUAUCGAAGCAGAAUCUGCUCGAGCCUUCAGUAGAAAAAGCGACUUAGUUGCUUCCUACCAGAAACAAGCUUUUUGCAGGUCAAUCCCUGCACUGAUAUUAAUUAUUAAUUUUAACAGAUAGGAAGAAAAUCAUUGUAACUCAUACGAUAUCCUAUUUACAUAAAUUUCGCGUGUUAACGAACCUCAUCCUAAUCCUUCCUAUCUUCCUUUAAAUUUUUUUACGAAUUGUGAGGACACAGGAAUCUUCCUAAUAAGAAGUCGUAUAGUCCACACUCCAUGGUUUUAUUAAUAAUAAUUAUUAUUCUGUGAAAAUAUUUUUUCUCAUAUAAAAUCAUCUUUUAGUUAUUCCUCUAAGCUCCAAUUAUUUAUUGAAAUUUUUAUAAUAUAUUUUAAUUCUGCAUAUUAUGUUAGAGUAAAAAAAGGAUACAAGUUUUUGACUAUAAACAAUUCCCUAUUUUGCUUCUUAUGAUGCUUUAUUAAUGCAAUUAUUAAUAUUUUUCCAAAAAAUAGCUUGUCUUAAGGUCUUCAAAAAAUGUUAAUAUUAAAUAACUCAUUCAGUGUCAUGUAAAAAUAUUUUAAUUUUUUUAUUUUUUUUUAUUAUAUUCGAACAAAGCAAUUAAUUUUUUAUAGAGCAAAGAUCUCGUACCAUUAAAAAAUAUAUAUGUGGCCCCUGUUGUUUUAAACAUAUAGUUUUAUAUUGAUUUAUUUACUAAGUAAAACAAAUUUUAAAUUUAAACUUUACAUUUAACUGUGCAAUAUUUGAACUACAUCGUAUUUAUAGCAGUAUAAGAACUAUUAUAAGUGACAAUGAAAG